AUGGUCAUUCUGGCUUACGUGAGGGACCGUCGCAUUCGGGCUAAUGUGGCCAGCUUAUUCAUCUUAAACCUGGCAAUUACGGAUCUCGUCGUAGGAACUUUCAUGUGGCCCAUAACCCUCGAAUGGCUGAUCAAAGAUGACUGGGUACAUGGCGAGAUCUUCUGCAAGGUGUGGUUAAUUGUGGAUUACACGAUGACUAUGGUGUCGGCUUUAACACUAGUGAUGAUCAGUUGGGACCGUUACUGUCUCUUGACGAUGGAGAUGCGUUACAGCACGUUUCAGACUAAGAAGCGAAUCGCCCUGAUUAUCCUCAACAUAGCUGUGUAUAGGAACAUCAGGCAGAGAUCUAAGGGCAUCGUAGGGCAGAGUCCCCAGGAUUUUCCUUUGACCAAAUCAACUGCAAGAAGUCUAGAAGACACAGACAACUCACAGGAUCCUGGACCAUCUUGUCCUCCAGGAGAGGGCGCUGUCAAGGAACAGGCAACCAGAGGAGCUUCAUCACUUCCUGCUGUUGAGACCGUGGAGGAAUAUAAUAGACCUCAACCAGAUGGCAACCUACCUAGCGGCAGUGAGGUACCCAAACAGAAGAAGACAGACAGGCAGAUAUUCGCAAGGCAUCGGAAAGCGGCUGUAGUUCUUGGCCUUCUCGUGGGUUUUUUCUUGAUAUGCUGGGUGCCCAUCCAAGUGACGAGCGUCAUGUUCGCAAUCUGUGGCCACAACUGUGUAUCAUACCUCAACUGGGAAGUCACAAAUGCCCUUGUAUGGAGCAACUCUAUGAUAAAUCCCUUUAUCUACGCAGCCACUAACAUACACUUUCGACGUAACUUUCGUCAUUUCUUGCUCCUCGAUAGAUGGGCUUGGAAAGUAACACCUAAAUAG
This is a messenger RNA of Strongylocentrotus purpuratus (purple sea urchin), 879 nucleotides long. Its product is annotated as histamine H3 receptor-like. Lineage: Eukaryota; Metazoa; Echinodermata; Echinoidea; Camarodonta; Strongylocentrotidae. Gene Ontology annotation, biological process: adenylate cyclase-activating adrenergic receptor signaling pathway. Bases 1 to 879 code for a protein of 292 amino acids. The transcript has 2 exons. The record is from RefSeq and is a predicted model, not a curated record. Gene Ontology annotation, molecular function: G protein-coupled receptor activity. Gene Ontology annotation, cellular component: membrane.